AUGGCAUCACCAACUAAAAUCCAAUUCAUAGAACAAGCUCUCUCUUCUGAUAGUCCUUUCAACCUCUCAUAUUUAGAUCCAAACCAAAAAUGGGUGAUUCGAAAUCACCUCCUUUCGUUUCUCCAAGAUUUUCCCAAUUUCACUCCCAAUUUUGGCACCUUCGUCCACAACGACGGCAUGGCAGUCAACCUCUUGUGCGUCACCGGAGAACUCCGCAUCUCUGCAACUCCCAACACACCUCUUGUUCCCAUCACAAUCUGGCUCCACGAAAACCACCCUUUCAUGGCUCCAAUCGUCUUCGUCUCCCCAAAUUACAACGACCGAAUUCGCAGUGAUCACCCAUUCGUCUACCUCUCUGGCUCCACCACCUGUCCCUAUCUCCAGACUUGGGCUCACCCAAGGUCUUCUCUCCCAGUCUUAGUCCGGAACCUCACAAGACUUUUCACCCACGAUCAUCCCUUAACACAGUACUCUCCGGCGGCGGUGCAAACAACGGGCUCAGGCAGCGGCGGAAUAAGCUCAGGUUUCGCACACCCUUCGAGGGUCUCGAAGCGCGAGGCUCUUGAUCGACUCGCCGGGGCUGCUUACUACGACGUGGCGAAUUUCAAGGCUGGAGCUCAGCGUGAGAUCGAGGAGUUGAGGAAGUUGAGAGCGGAAAUGAGGAAGAGGGUGGAAUUUGGGGAGAGAAUGAUUGGUGGGUUGGAAACAGAGAAAGAGGAAUUGAAGAACAGAGGAUCGGAGAUGGCUGAGCAGGCGGAUGUGGUGAGGAAUUGGCUGAGGUUUAAUGAUCGGGAGGAGUUGGUGGCGGCGAUUGGUGGGGAUGAAAUCGAGAAAGCUUUCGAGAUUGUUGAGUGUGAAUCGGUUUUGGAGUGCUUGGCUGGUGAUACAGCGAUUGAGGAUACGAUUUAUGCCAUGGAUAAGGGGAUUGAAAUGGGACUGAUGAGCUUCGAAAGCUAUGUUAAGCAGAUCAGAAGUUUGGCCAGAGAGCAGUUUUAUAAAAGAGCUUUCCUACUCAAAUUCAGAGAUUCUAACGUACUUCGAUGA
Messenger RNA from Cannabis sativa, 1044 nucleotides. Its product is annotated as protein ELC-like. The record is from RefSeq and is a predicted model, not a curated record. Gene Ontology annotation, molecular function: ubiquitin binding. Gene Ontology annotation, cellular component: ESCRT I complex. The transcript has a single exon. The coding region runs from base 1 to 1044 and encodes 347 amino acids. Gene Ontology annotation, biological process: protein modification process; protein transport; endosome to lysosome transport. Lineage: Eukaryota; Viridiplantae; Streptophyta; Magnoliopsida; Rosales; Cannabaceae.